UGCCUUGCGAUUGCCCGGGGAAACAGCACGCCUCUGCAACGUCUCUCUUUCCGGUCUCCGUCACGGUCGUUCCUCUCCUGCUCACACCUAUGUCCGUCAAGGCCCAGGUCCGCGUGGUGGUGGCGAGUGUGGUGUGCUUGGUGCUGCUGGCUGCCGUGUGUGACGGAGCCUCCAUCACCAGUAUGUGCAUCAGGAACUGCGGGCAGUGCAAGGAGAUGUACGGCGACUACUUCCACGGGCAGGCCUGCGCCGAGUCCUGCAUCAUGACGCAGGGCAUGAGCAUCCCCGACUGCAACAACCCCUCCACCUUCAAUCGCUUCCUCAAGAGGUUCAUCUAAGGAAGCCCCUUAAUAAAACUCGAGUCCUGUCCUUCCAGCUCCUUCCUCUCAGCCCCGAACGAGACGGCCUUCCUAGGAACCAAGGCUUGUGACCUCGAGGCUCGGAGGCUUCCUCUACCCCCCCCCCCCGCCCCCCAGCGAACACGCUUCGUUCUCCUUCUUCUUCGAAAAAAAAUGGAAUCGUGUUGUCGUCUCCUCUUCUCCUUCUACGCUUUCCUCUCUCCUCUCUAUGACUCUCUCUCCGCCCCUCUGAGAGGACGCCUGGCCUCGAGGACAGCCUCUCCUUCCAAGGCGGGAAGGGCGGUGUCCUGGUCUUCCAUUUUCUAUUUCUGAUUCCUCCUCUUCCGCUUUCUCUAGAUGUCUCUUUCUUUCGUUUUCCCCCUCCCUCCCUCCCUCUCUCUCUCUCUCUCUCUCUCUCUCUCUCUCUCUCUCUCUCUCUCUCUCUCUCUCUCUCUCUCUCUCUCUCUCUCUUCUCUCUCUCUCCUGCCCUAGGAAUUUUAGAUUGAAUUAGUUACCAGAAUGUGAAAGCAUAUUAAGAAUUUCGUCCCAAGCCCAGUAUUAGGUCAGAUGAAACAAAACCAGACACGCGUAUGACUUGGAAGGAGAUUUGCUGUACAAAAAAAAAGUUAUACGAAGGAUCAAGAUGGUUUGUGUACCUUAUAAAGAAAUAUACUGAAUUAGUUUCAAUUUCUUCUGAACUUGUAUGAUGAGUAUAUUAAAAUGUCGUCCAUUUUUGUCACUACUGCUUUCAAGCCUAUGAUGAGUAACAGUGUUUAUACGAUUGCAUAAUAAUGAUGAUCAUUACGUGACUGCGGUACCUGGAUAUUGACUCCGCGUUGGGGGCCCCUGGCAUGACUGCUUCUUCUCCGAAUAGAUCAUUUGCCUCUUAAAAGAUGACUGAUUCUACUGACGUACCCGAGAUCUCUGCUGUAAAAUGUUCACCUUGUGACACCCGCUUGGAAAUGUGAAGAUGAAGUAGUGUCCAUAUGACCGAUGGAAACAAAUAAAUUUUGGGGUUUGACUUGAUACCUUGCAACGGAACAUAGAUAUUGUCUAUCAGGGACUGUGUAAGCCAUAAUUCAAUAAAUUAUUUAAUCUGA
This is a messenger RNA of Penaeus vannamei (Pacific white shrimp), 1438 nucleotides long. Its product is annotated as eclosion hormone. Gene Ontology annotation, molecular function: ecdysis-triggering hormone activity. Gene Ontology annotation, biological process: ecdysis, chitin-based cuticle; neuropeptide signaling pathway. The record is from RefSeq and is a predicted model, not a curated record. Lineage: Eukaryota; Metazoa; Arthropoda; Malacostraca; Decapoda; Penaeidae.